AUGAUCACUGCGGCCAUUAGGAGCUAUGCCCAGUCUUCACCACAAGAGAAUAGGCCCAAAAGAGACCUCAUGCGCCCCACAAACGAAGAGCGAGCUGAAAACGAGUGCGAUAGUUACUCGGAAUAUAGAGGAGGUGACAGUCAAGAUGUCCGGACCGAGGUCGACAGGUUGAGGCGAGACAUAAACGAAUUGAAGGCUCUGCGAAUUGGCUUAACACGAACUCCCGAAGGAACGAACCCGUUUUCCAAACACCUCGACAAUGAUCCUAUACCGUCUAACUAUCGACCUAUUCUGUUCGAAUAUAACGGUACGACCGAUCCGACCGAGCACCUGAGUCGAUUCAACAACACAGCUUCCCUCCACCAGCUUACCGAGGGGGUGAAGUGUCGUGCUUUCGUCACUACUCUGGCUGGACCAGCUCAGGCCUGGUUCGGCCUAUUGCCGCUAGAAAGCAUAAAUUCCUUCGGACAGUUCACCAAGGCUUUCAUGAACCAAUUCGCUAGCUCGAAAAAAUGUAAGAAAACCUCGCUGUCGCUAUUCAGCAUUAGACACAUAGAGAAAGAGAGCCUCCGAAACUAUAUUAAACGUUUCACCUCGGUAACUCUAGAGGUCCCCACCACUAGUGACGAGGUACUAAUGGCUGCCUUGUCACAAGGAUUAGGGGAUGACGAAUUCUUUCGAGCCCUAGCUUUGGAGCCAUCGAUCACCCGAUUUCGACAACUUACUAGGAAGAGCAUCCAGGUUCAUCAAUCUGGAAGAAGCUCGGCAGCAAAAGGUAGAAGAAUCCCAUCAGGCCGUAAACCUAAGAGAAAUGACCUACGUUGGCCUCGUUUUGCCCGAGAGGAGCCUCGCCGAAGUCCUGCUUUGGGCACCUUUUGCCGUUUCCAUAAUGAGUAUGGCCACACGACGGAUGAGUGUUCGCAUUUGAAAGACGAGGUAGAGCGUCUUAUCAGAGCCAACAAAAUUGGAGAUUUCGUAAAGAUAGAUCCCCCAAGGGGACAAAAACGAGAGGCCCAGUUCGGAAACCCGGCUCGAGUUCCACCCCCACCUCCCAUGCCAAAACGAGGAUACAUCCAAAUGAUCUCGGGAGGACCUACGGGAGGAGAUACUCACCGAGCUAGGAGACGAUACCUCGGUGAUAUUAAAAAUAAACACGAGAUCCACCAAAUCUCCGCGGCAGCGUGUCAUAAAUAUCCUCCUAUCUCGUUUGGACCAGAGGAUACCGUAGACCUUGAUGAUUUUCAUUGCGACCCCCUCCUCAUCACAAUUAACGUGGGUGGAUAUGAUGUAGCUCGCGCUUUCGUCGACUCGGGGAGUUCCGUGGAUGUUAUUUCUUAUGAUUGUUUCCGACAGAUGGAACUCGAUCUCCCGAUCUUCCCAGUUACUACCCCGAUCUUUGGAUUCACCACGGGAGGAUCUAUAACACCGGUCGGACAAGUCAAAAUCCCAGUCACCCUCGGGACGCCUCCUCACACGCGGACACAAACUGUUAAUUUCGUAAUUUUUGAAGGAUCUCCCACCUUGUAUAACAUCGUGAUAGGCCGGCCCAUGAUGCAUAUAUUCCGGGCAGUCCCCUCUACCAUACACCAAAAGCUCAAGUUCCAUGUGAAUGGGGCAAUAGGGGAAGUUAAAGGCGACCAAGCUCAGUCAAGAUCAUGUUACGUCGAGGUUGUCAAAAUGGCAGAGAAUGGACGACGUGGCACUUUCACUAAGGAGGACUUGGGAGAUGAGAAACGUCCCCGAAUUGAUCCAGAGGACAAAGUCAUACAUGUCCAACCGAUGGAUGAACUAAUGACAAUCGAUUUGAUCCCCGGGACAUCUAAACAAACCCGGAUAAGUAAGGAAUUGGAGCCACCAUUUCGAGAUAAGCUGCAUCGCACCUCGUACCGCCGUAGACUCAAUCUGAAGCCAGAAUGCAGGCCCAUAAAGCAAAAGCGGCGACACUUCGGGACUGAGAAAGAUGGGAUCAUCAAGCGAGAAGUCCAACGCCUCUUGGACAUCGGGCAUAUCCGGGAAAUUCAGUUCCCCACAUGGUUAUCUAAUGCAGUUUUAGUCCAAAAAGCCAACGGACAGUGGCAGAUGUGCAUUGACUUCCGAGACUUGAACAAGGCAUGCCCCAAUGAUGAUUAUCCCUUACCUCGCAUAGAUCAGCUCGUAGACGCCACAGCCGGGUGCGAGCUACUCAGCAUGAUGGAUGCCUCGCAAGGAUAUCACCAGAUCCCAUUGGACGAAGAAAACCAACCCGCAGUCAGCUUUAUCACAGCUACCGGUACCUACUGCUACGUAGUAAUGCCAUUCGGCUUAAAGAAUGCAGGAGCUACAUACCAAAGAUUGAUGGAUAAAAUGUUUCGGGCUCAGCUCGGGCGCAAUAUGGAAGUAUAUGUGGAUGAUAUGUUGGUUAAAAGCAAAAAGCGUUCGACGCACCUCGCCGAUUUAGCCGAAACGUUUGCUACUCUUCGCCUUUAUGGGAUGAAGCUUAAUCCGGAAAAAUGCGCAUUUGGGGUUAAGGCUGGAAAAUUCCUCGGAUAUGUAAUCACACAAGAAGGCAUUAAAGUAAAUCAAGACAAAGUAGAGGCAGUACUCCGGAUGACACCACCUCGUUCUAUUAAGGAAGUGCAGUCCUUAGCAGGAAAAAUGGUGGCCUUAGCUCGAUUCAUAUCACGAAUGGCCGAUAAGAGUUUACCCUUUUUCAAAGUCUUAAGAAAGACCGCACAAUUCGAAUGGUCCGACGAAUGUCAGCUCGCUUUCGAGGCGUUAAAAGUAUCGCUAUCUCGUCUACCUAUCCUCAGCACCCCCGAGAGAAGUGAGACACUUUUUGUAUACCUAUCCGUGGGAAAUGAAGCUGUUAGCUCGGUCUUGUUCAAAGAGGCAUUAGUAGACUUUAUUCGAGAAACCACCAGGAUACCCAUUGAGAAGGAGUGGGAGGUUUAUGUAGAUGGAUUCUCUACGGCAUCAGGCGCAGGAGCCGGAGUCAUAGUCAUCGAUCCCAUGGGAGUAGAACUCGAGUUCGCCAUCAAAUUACCACGAGUCUCGAAUAACGAAGCAGAAUACGAGGCCAUCAUUCGGGGCAUGGAAAUCGCUCAAGAGCUCGGCGCUCGAGUAGUGCGUGUAAAUUCCGAUUCGCAACUUGUGAUACAUCAGUUAGAAGGAAAUUAUGAGAUAAAGAACGAUAGAAUGUGGAGCUACGUAAACAAAGCAAGAGAUAUUCGAGAAGCCUUUGAGAAGAAGAGAUCGACUGGCGAGCCCCUUUAUUCGCGUAUUUCCGGGGAGAGCGAGUCGGGAAAACUAGGGAACAACAUCGCCUGGAAUACAAAGCUCGGCAUUUCUAUGUGCGACACAGAAUACUAUACAAGAGGCUUCACUACAGUUGAUGCCAGGUGUUUGGGAAAGAAAGAAAUAGAGCAUGUCCUUGACGAGGUACAUAGAAGAGGUUGUGGAGAACACGGAGGGGCUCGAGCGCUCAUACAGAAGUUAUAUCGGGCUGGAUAUUACUGGCCCGGUAUGAAGAAAGACACUUAUCACUACGUCAGACGAUGCAAACAGUGCCAGAGGUUCGCCCCACUCAUACAUAAACCUGGAGAAGAAAUGACCAUUAUGAGUGCCCCAUGCCCCUUCGCCCAGUGGGGGAUCGAUCUGGUAGCACCUUUUCCACAAACGACUGGCAGGAAAAAGUUUCUUAUUGUCGCGGUAGACUACUUCACCAAGUGGGUCGAAGCAGAGGCCCUAUCGAAAAUAUCAGAAGACGAAGUCAUGCACUUUAUAUGGAAACAUAUCUGCUGCCGUUUUGGCUUACCUCGGAGCCUUGUGUCGGACAAUGGCACUCAAUUCAAAGGCAAGAAGAUUCGAGCGUGGUGCGAGGAAAUGAAAAUUACACAGAAAUUCAUAGUCGUCGCACAUCCCUAA
Erythranthe guttata (spotted monkey flower) is the source of this 3903-nucleotide messenger RNA. The record is from RefSeq and is a predicted model, not a curated record. Lineage: Eukaryota; Viridiplantae; Streptophyta; Magnoliopsida; Lamiales; Phrymaceae.